CCUAGAGAACAACUUUAGUAAACUCCAAUACUUAAUUGCAACUAUGACAUCAAGCCACAAUUGCGUAAGCUUAGUUGUUUUUGCAAGUUGUUGCUUGUUAAGAAGCUAAACUUGUGUUAUCAAAAUCUAAGCAAUUUACAUUUACAGAAUUAUUGUUAACGUUAAGAGAGAGAGAGAGAGAAACAAUGGGUUUUCAAAAGGAGUCUCUUGAUUUAGUUCUAGUACCAUGUGGUCUUAUAUUGAUGUUUGUUUAUCAUGUUGUACUACUCUAUAGAUAUCUCAAAUAUCCUGAAACUACUGUGUUGGGAUUUGAGAAUCAUACCAAAAGAGCUUGGGUUGAAAGAGUUAUGGAGCUUGAUGAUGUGAGUAACAUGGACCAACCCUUAUCAACAAUAUCUUCUAAUACAUCAACAGCAACAUAUUUCGCCUCCAUCUCCUUAACUUUAAGCUCCUUAAUUGGUGCAUGGAUUGCAAGCAACAACAGCAUAUUUGAAAGUGAUUUAAUAUAUGGUGAUACAAGUUCAUCAACUUUGAUGUUUAAGUACAUAAGUCUCCUCAUUUGCUUUCUUUUGGCCUUCUUUUGCUUUGUGCAAGCAACAAGGUGCUUCAUCAAUGCAAGUUAUCUCAUUAGCAUGCCAAAUUGUAACACACCCAUUUACUAUGUGGAAGUAGCAGUUAUUAGGGGAGGUGAAUUUUGGCAAAUUGGACUUAGAGCUCUUUACUUUGCACUUAAUUUGUUGCUUUGGUUCUUUGGUCCUAUACCUAUGUUUGUUGCUUCAGUUUUCAUGGUUGCACUCUUGCAUCAUCUUGACUCGAAUUCGACCCCAUUGCAUCAGUUUCAACCUCUAUGCAAACCAAGAGGUGAAAGAUUGAUAAGUAAUACUAGGGUUGCUACACAAGUUGAACAUUAUGUAUAAUAUGAUUAAGAAAUUUUGAUACAA
Beta vulgaris subsp. vulgaris (sugar beet) is the source of this 941-nucleotide messenger RNA. RefSeq lists its product as hypothetical. The transcript has 2 exons. The record is from RefSeq and is a predicted model, not a curated record. Lineage: Eukaryota; Viridiplantae; Streptophyta; Magnoliopsida; Caryophyllales; Amaranthaceae. Bases 186 to 917 code for a protein of 243 amino acids.